UGGUCACCAUUACCACCACAUAUGGUUGGUGCACCAACUCCACCUCCGUUAAUGUAUCGACCGCCGUCCCCUUACACUUCCUCGCCACCACCGCGAUUAAUGGGCUCCCCGAUGAGUCCGAUGUUUGGUGCGCGAUUGCCAUUUAUGCCAUGCCCACGUCCGCGAUGGGCUGUACCACCGCCACCUGGUGUAUCACGAUCACCAACACCAUCUGGACCUCGACCGUUUAUACCUAUGCCACCGCAUUCACCUGCGGGAUCUCCAAUACUAUGCCCGUCACCUGAAUUUUAUUAUUCGGGUAUAUCCCCAUAUAGUGAUGUAGGACCCCCAUGUCACGACUACGAAUACGUCGGUGUACCGUUGGAACCUCCAGGUCCACCACGACCACCUCCAUUACAUAUCGAUGGAGAUGAACCACAAGAUGGAAUGUCCACUGCUGAUAUUAUUGCUAAUCAAUCACAAGACUAUAUUGAUGAAAAAUUGGCAGAAUAUCAAGCAACCAUACAACAAUUACAAGAUGAGCAAGAACGUGUCCAAAAGAAAACUUUUGUUAAUUGGAUCAAUUCACAUUUAUCCAAGCGAGUUCCACCGCUUCGGGUAAAUGAUUUGAUCGAAGAUCUUAAAGAUGGUACGAAAUUGCUUGCAUUAUUAGAAGUGUUAUCCGGUGAAAAAUUGCCCGUGGAGAGAGGGCGAAAUCUUCGUCGGCCACACUUUUUAAGUAAUGCAAAUACAGCUUUACAAUAUUUAGCAAGUAAAAAAAUUAAACUUGUUAAUAUAAAUUCAACCGAUUUGGUGGAUGGGAGACCACCAGUCGUUCUUGGCCUUAUUUGGACAAUUAUUUUAUACUUCCAGAUUGAAGAAAAUAGUCGCGCUUUGGAGUACUUAGGACAAUUUGGCAGCAUGAGCAGUUUGGAUAGUGCUGGAACUAGCUCAUCAAUGACAAAGGACAAAUGGAAACAGGGAGCACGUAAAACAUUAUUACAAUGGGUAGCAAAUGCCUUGCCAAAGGACUUGGGUGUCGAAGUAAAAGACUUUGGCCCAAGUUGGCGUGAUGGUGUUGCAUUCUUAGCCAUAAUCGAUGCCAUUAAAGCAAAUUUAAUAAAUAUUGCUGACAUGAAAAAAGAAUCAAAUAAAGUACGUUUAGAAACUGCAUUUGAUGUUGCCGAAAGUGAACUUGGUAUAGCGCGUCUUUUGGAUCCAGAAGAUGUAGAUGUACCAAAACCAGAUGAGAAAUCUAUAAUGACAUAUGUUGCACAAUUUUUACAUAAAUAUCCAGAACCAAAGAGUACUGGACCAGAUGCCGUUGCAGCUAUACAAGCUGAAUAUAAUGAAUUAACUACUUGGCUGUUAUUAAAAACACAAUAUUUGGAUCAUUUACAACAGACAAACUCUUUACCAUUAAAUUACAACGAAUAUAAAACAUUUAAGUCUGAAGUUGAUGAGAAGUUUAUUAUUUACGAUAAAUUACGUAGUUUAUUGGAAUCACAAUCAGUUAUUUCAAUAACGAUCGAAUCAUGGCGUGAAAUUGAACGUUUAUGGACAAAAUUAGAAUCACAAUUACGUUAUUGGUUAUGGCUCUUGGAUGCACGUUUACCUGGUGAAUUUGGUGAAAUCGGUAAAUGGUUAGCAGAAGCUGAAAAAUUAAUUUAUAAUGAUGAAAUACCUACUGUAAUGAACGAAGAGACUGCUAGUAUUAUAAGUAGAAAAUUAGAAGAGCAUAAAGCAUUCUUUGCUCGACUUCCAGAAAUUGUUGAUAAAUUUCAAAAAGCUGUUAAUGCACCAAUACCCUCUGAUAUACCUAUCGAACAAAUUAAUAAUAUGGCUGCCAGAUUAAAUGCAAUUGGACCAAAAGCAACACAACGACGUAUUCGUUUGAAAUUCUUAGAACAUAAAUGUUGCCUUAUUGCAUUUUUACAAUUAACUGAAACAAAAUUGAAAGGUUGGUCUGUAAAAUAUGGACGUGUUGAUAAAGUUGCACAACUUUUAGAACAAUAUAGAAAUUUUGUAUCACGUAAUCGAAUUUUCCAAGAAUUUAACAAAGCAUACAUUGAUAUGCAAGCGGUUGUCGAAGAAUACAAGCGUGAUGGAUUAAUAGAUCAAAAAGAAGCAGCAUCUACUGAUAAAUUUAUGAGAGAUACAGCUGAACGUUGGAAAAAUGUUUCUAUGGAAUUACGUUGUGUACAAAGUAUGUUAGAAGAAGUAGUUGCCUAUUGGAGACGUUGGGAUAGUUUAGUUCCCGAAUUUGAAGAAUGGCUUAAUCAAGCUGAACCUGCAUUACAAUUAGAUGAAGAUCCAAAAAUGGAGUUCUUCCAAGAUAUUAGUAUUUGGAAGGAUAAAUAUCAAUUACUAGGAGAUACAGUUAGUUUUUUGAUUGCAACUUGUGAGGAACCAAUUGCUUUAGAAUUAAGAACUCAAUAUGGAUUAAUAACUAAUCGAUGGGAAAAAAUAUUUGCUAAUACUAAACAAUACAUGCAUGCCGGUAAUUUAAUUCGAAAUCGAAAAGAAUUUCGAUUAGGUGUAGAAAAAUUAAGUAAAUGGUUGAGAAACGCUGAAAGUACUUUAGCAUCGCAACCGUUUGGUUCGACACAAAAAAUUAAAGAUCAUAGUGAAAAAUUGCUGAAAUUACAAUCAGAAAUCGAAGAAAUUGAAGAAUUAUUUAAAACAAUUAGUAAAACUUUCCAAACGUUGAUACAAGAUUUAUCAAGAGAUGAAGUAGAUAGAAUGAUGAAUACGUUGAAAAAAGAAAAGGAAUCGUUAGUGAAAGUACGAGCUUUGAUACCAAUGCAAAUACAUUUAUUCAAUCAAUUACUUGUACAACAAGAAUCUUUAGAAGCUGGCCAAAAAGAAAUACAUCGUUGGUUAGACGAAGCCGAAUUAUUAUUAGGCUCGUACACAUUAGCGAAUGGAAAAGAUGCCGUACAAAGUCAACUUGAACGACACAAAACAUUCUUUUCACGUACUUUAUAUUACAAAUCAAUGUUAGACAGUAAAAAUAAAGUAUUUAACAGCAUUAUUAAAUCGGUUGAUAAUAAUGCUGAAAUUGAUACUAGCGAGGAACAACUUAAGAUGAAAGAAUUAAAUGAAAGAUUUGCUUAUGUUUCACAAAACGCACACACUUGGGAACAAAAACUUCAAGAGGCUGUACGAUGUUGGCACAAUUUCCGUGAAAAUGAACGUUUAAUUUCUGAUUGGCUGGGUAAAGCAGAAUCGCUUAUCUCUGAAAAACAUAUUGAUAGUAAACAAGCUGUUGAAACGCACAAAAUAUUCUUUGAACGAGUUAAUGAAAAAUGGAUACAUGAUUUAAGUCAAGCUGCACAAGAUUUGAAAAACUGUUUACCAACGGAUCAACAAAAACAAAUUACAAAAUCUGUUGAACGUUUACAAUCAAAAUGGAAAGAAAUUUUAUCAUUUGCUCCAUUACAUUUAAUGAGAUUAGAAUUCCGUUUAGAUGAAUCAGCAUUUUUACAAUAUUUAAAAGAAAUCGAAAAGGAAUUAAAUACCGAACAACAGGCGUUCACAAAACAAGAAGAUGUGGAGACAAUAAUUGAACGUAAUAAAGAUUUCUUUGUUACAAAAGGCACAAUAUUACAAGUCGAAAAAUGUUUGAAGAAUUUAGAAAAAAUUAGUACCGCAUACUCACAAAUACAACCCGAAGAUACAACAUUAACUGAUGCAUUGAAUCAAGCGGAAAGUCAAUGGGAAAGUUUAGCACAAAAGGUUGAAAGUAUGCGACAGACAUUACAACAAAUACCCGAACAAUGGAAAACUUAUCAUGAAAAGUUCACAUCAAUGGUCAAGUGGAUGAAUUUAGUUGAUGAAACUCUUAAAAAUAUUUUGAAUGAAGUCAAUACCAUGAAAGAAUUUGAAAAAGAGAAAGCCGUGUUCCAGAAAAUAUGCCGAGAAGCCGAUUCGAAACGUGAAGAUAUGAAGUGGUUAGUACAAACAUUGGAUGCUUUAUCCUCACAUUGUACUGAAGCUGAAGCUAUUGCCGAACAACAAAAAUUGGAAGCAUUAAUAAACCGUUACAAAAAUUUGAUACCAACCAUUGAAGUAACGAUGGUAAAAACUGAAGUAUAUUCAAAAUGUUAUACAUAUCGCAAAGAAGUACGCGAAGUUUGUAAAUUGUUGAAGAAAGUUAAAGAGGAUUCAAAUAUAAAAUCACAACCAGAAAACUUAGAAGGAGUAAAUCAAUCAAUUAUUCAACAAGAAACCGCUGUAAGUCAACUCGAUGAACAAAGAGUUAAUAUUAUGUCGAUGCUUCAACGUGGUAAAGAUUUAUCAAAGGAUACCAAUGCACCCAAAUUUGUUAAAGAAGAAGUACAAUCUUUAGAAACCGGAUGGAACGAAGCCUAUGAACAAACCGUCUUGAAAUUGAAACAUUUGAAAGAGACUCACAAAGUUUGGACGAAUUAUACAGAACAAAAAGAUGAUAUAAUGUCCCUCUUACAAAAGGCUGAGCAAGAAUUAAAUCGCAUUGCUCCUGGUCAACACAAUUCUAGCAACUUAGCUUCAGAUUUACAAGCCAAACAAGAAAUGAGUAUAAAAUUACGGAAAGCAACAGAAGAAUUACUUAAACGCUUACGUGAUUUAUGUGGCAAUUUAUGUUCAAUUGCAACACCUGAGAAACAACCACUUCUACAAAAAGAGGUAACCGAAAUAGAAAAACGUCUUUUGGUGACACUUGAAACAGUUCAAGAGAGAGUAGUUUAUUUACAACAAUUCAAUACAAAAUGGACUCACUUCCAAUCUCAAUUAGGAGAAUUACAAACCUGGGCUCAACAUACUGGACCAGCACUCUUGCAAGCAUUGCAAUCUGAAGAUGUAACCCCUGAAGAGAGAGUUAUAAAAUCAACUAAAUUACAAGAGCAAUUACACGAAAAAAUACAAAUUUUAGACGCAUUGAAUAACGAAGCUGUUGAAAUAUUAAGCAGCGACGAUGAAAAUCUAGAAGCGCAAAAAUUGAAAACGGAGGUUGUUAAAUUACAGAAACAAGUUGUAGCCCUAAAUACAACUGCACAAAAUCAAUCUCAAGUUGUUGUAACAGACUUAGAAAAAUGGAAACAAUAUCAAGCUGAACUUCAAACUAUUAAACCAUGGAUUGAAGAAGCUGAAGUAAAAGUUUCAAUGGGAAUGCCAAAACCUGUCAGUUUAGAAGAAGCUGUCCAACUUCAAAUUCAAGCCAAAGAAUUUGAACAACAAUGCGACAGACAAUUAGUUAAAUUACAAGGAGUUGCAGGAAUUACCCAACAAAUGGCGGUUAAGUCUGGUUCAAGAGAUGAAAUAGAUGCACUUCACUCAAGAUGGACUGUUGUACAAAAUAAUGCAGCUCAGUGGGCAAACAAAUUGGAUAAAUUAGUUGCAAACUGGCAACAAUUUGAUGCAAAUGCAAAUAAAUUAGAAACAUGGAUUACAGAAAGUGAAAAAUUGAUUGCUCAACAUAGUGUCAAUUUAAAUACACCCCAAGUUGAUAAAUUAGAAGCGGAAUUAUCAAAGUUGAAAGCUUUUAACAAUGAAAUAUCCGAACAACAAGCAAAAUUAAUUACUUUAACUCAAACUUCAGACAAAAUAGGACAUGGAAUUGCUUUACAAGGAGCAAGUGCCGUUAAAGGUCGAGUCGCCGAAUUAAAAACUCGCGUAACACAAUUAACUGAAGCAACAAGAGGUCGAAUCAAUGAAAUAUCUGAUGCAAUUUUAGCGCGCCAAGAAUUCGAUCAUAAAUUAGCAAACUUUACAAAUUGGAUGGAUCAAUUGCGUGUUCAAUCUGGUCAAAUUGAUCAAAUAAAUGCGGAUAAGGUUGAUGGAUCUUUACAGAAAGUGCAUGCACUGUUACAAGAACAUUCUGAAAAACAACCGUUAUUUAAUUCGAUUUACGAUGAAGUAAAGAAUUUAGCACUUCAUAGUACACCCGAAGAAGCUAAAAUAUUAAACGAAACUUAUACAACCAUGGUAAAUACAUAUCAAAAAUUGCAAGGCAAUUUAGAACAAAAGAAAAUUGCUUUCCAAAAAUGGUCAGAAUUGUUAAAUUGGAACGAUGACGCAAAUCGACAUUUGCAACACGUUCAAUAUCAAUUAGAAAAUCAAAAAUUACAACCACAAGAUAUUGAGAAAUGUGUCUUAGAAAUUGAUGAAAUUUUAUCCAAAGUUGAAACUUGGAAAUCUGCAGUACCUGUCAUUGAUUCAGUUACAGAAAUUCAAGUACGUGACAAGAACACUGGUAAACCACUAUCAGCGGCAAAUUUAAUCCGAGACGUAGAAGUUAAAGCUGUAAAUCUAAAAUCACAACUUGCUUCUAAAAGUGACGUAUUACAAAAAUUAGGUUCCCAUUGGAAUCACUUCCAACAAAUACAGACAAAUAUAACAAACAAUUUAGAUAAAGUCCAAUCUCAAAUUGAUAAUCUUCCAAAACCAAUCGAAAACUGUGAACAACUGGAAGAAGUUAUACAAACAAUUUCGAAAAUAUUAUCAGUACUUCAUGAGAGUCAAAACGAAAAAGAUCAUUUACAUGAAGCUGGUACUCAAUUAAUGAACGAAGAUCAAGAUAAAGCCUCAACAAUUCAAAAUAGUAUCACAAUUAUUGAUGAAAAAUGGGAUGCAAUUGAAUCUUUGUUGAAACAAAAUAAAACAAAAUAUGCUCAAAUUUUAUUAUCUUGGAAAGAAUUUAAUCAAGCGAAACAAAAAGUCGAAAAAGAAAUUAACCGUGCUGAAGAAUUAAGUACAAACACAGAAAUUCCAAACGAUUUAACCCAAGCAACGGUUACAAAUGAAGCCACGAAAAAAGCAUUAGAAGUUCUUAAAAAAUCGAAAAUUCAUUUAGAUAAAAUGGAUGUGAAAAAACAAUUAAUUAUUAAACAAGCUGAAACUUUACCAGAAUUUACACCAAAAUUGAUUUCACAAGCUGAUGGUGUUCAUAAAGCUUGGCAAAACGCAUACGAUAAAAUAUCCAAACGUGCACAAAAUCAUGAAUCCCAAGUAAUUAUUUGGAAACAAAUUGAAGAAACGAAAAAUAAUUUAUUACCAUGGUUGAGUGACAUGAAUGAAAGUUUAACGAAUAUUUUGAAUAAUCCAAGUGAAUUUAAAAUUGGCCAAGCAAAAUAUUUGAAAUAUAAGGAAGAGUUACCAUCAAAACUUAAUUUAAAACAAAAUAUUAUUGCAAAGGGUACACAAUUGAAAGAUAUCAAUAAUGGAGAAUCAAUUCCGAAUAUUGAAUCAUUAAUUAAAUUAUUAAAUGAAGAAUUUGCCGAUUUACAAGUAAUUGCUAAUAAAUUGGAAUCAAUAACAGCAACUUUCGAAGAAAAUGAAAAAGAUGUACGAAGUGAAAUACAAAAAACUAGUAAAAUCAUCAAUGAUUUACGUGAAGCAAUUAUGCAAUGCGAAGAUUUAUCUGGUGAAAAUACAGCCAUUUUAGAUAGAUUACGUAAGGUCAAAUCAUUGAAAAAUCAAUUAGAUAAUUGUUUUGUUAUCAUCAAAAAUAUUGAUCAAAAAGUUGGUAAAGUAGUUCAAGAAUAUCCAGCAUUCGGUGAAACAACUAUUCCAAAAGAAUUAAAUAUUUUACAAAAACGUUGCGAAGGUGUUUUAACUCAUUCAAAUAAAAUUGAAGGUGUUUUAUUAGGAUUCUUAAGAAAAUUCCAUACUGAAAAAGCUGGAGCUUUACAACGAAUUAUUUCAACACAAAAAGAAAAAGUACUUUGGUGUGCUCCUGAACCUGGAAGUGAUCGUUAUAACUUAGAAGUGAAAUUAUAUUCCUUAAAAGAUGUAACAUCCCUCUUAGAAGAUUGUCAACAAAGGUAUACCGAUUUAGAUGAAUCUUUGAAAUUAUUAACUAACGUCGAAACACCUGACGUAAUUAAACAAUUAAGUGAAGAAAAGAACUCGAUUCAUGAGGAUCUUGAAAGUUUAAAGAUUGCACAUAAAGAUACUGAAAAACAACUACAGAAAAAUAUUGAUUUAUGGCAAAAAUAUGAAUUAUCCUCAGAAAAUAUAUCGUCAUGGUUGAAAGAUAUUGAAAAUAAAUUACGUUCCGAAACAAUUAAUCAAAUUGAUAUUGGAACAAUUGAUAAGAAAAUAAAAGAAAUUCAGGAUUUACAAAAUCAAGUACACAGUCAUGAAAAUGAAAUUCAAGAACUUACACUUUUAUCGGAACAAAUACCACAAGAAUCCGAUUCAAGAAUAACACAAUAUGUAUCACAUUUGAAAAAUCGUUAUCAAACGGUAGUGAAAUUUAUUUCUACAUCACUUGAACGAUUUGAAAAUUUAAAUAAAAACAAAGAUGUUUAUCGUCAAUCUGUUAAAAAUGUUGAAGAUUGGUUAAAAUCGGCUGAGGAAAAAGUUAAUGGUUUUUCAAAAUUGGCAACUGUUUCUGCUAAACCAAAUCAAAAAACAUUAGAUCGUUUGAAAGAAUUUGUGGAAGAACGUGAUAAAGGACAAAAAUUAUUAAACGAAGCUGUUGAUGCUGGUGAAGCAUUAUUUGCUGGUGUAACUCCUGAAAAUCGUGAAGAAAUUCGAUUAGAAUUGCGUGCUCUACGAGAUGCUUCUGAAGCUCUUGUUGAUAAAGUUAACUCAAUUUACAAAGAGAUUGAAACAAUUUUAUUAAAGAGAUCUUCAAUACAAGAAAACCAUUCACAAUUACAACGAUGGAUUGUGGAUAUUCAACAAAAAAUUGGUACAAGUUUACCACUUGACUCAACUUUACCCGAGAAAAAGGCUACUUUGCAUCAUUUAAAAACACUUAGUCAAGAUGUUGAUGUCCAUAAAAACUUAUUAAAACAAUUGGAAGACAAAAUUCAAUCUUUAUUAGAAUCCGAUUCCGAUGUUAUAUCUGUAUUUAACAAAAAUUUGGAAGAGUGUGAAACAUUGGCUACAACUUUAGCUAGUCAAACUGAAGAAGCUGAUAAGCGCAUUAAUAAUCAUGAAACAUAUCAAAAAAGCUUAGAAAAAGCCCGAGAUUGGUUACAAGCAUUAAUUGCUGAAGCUAGUUUAGUUACCGAAGAAAGUCAAUUGGAAAAAGAUGGAGCAGAUACAAAAAUCGCCAUUGUUCAAAAUUUAUUACAACAAAAAGAAGAAGGUGAUAAAAUCAUACAAACUUGUAGCGAUCAAUUACAAACUGUAUUACAAGAGACGAAUAUAAAAGGUCAUCCAGCUUUAUUAAAAGGACUUGAUGAUCUCAGAGCAGAAUGGGUAAAUUUCUUAGAAUCAUGUAACGCUACACAAUCAAAUUUGAACGAAUUAUGUUCGAAAUGGAAUAAAUUUGAAAAAUUAAUUGAUGAAUUAGAGACAUUUGUAAAACAAAAAGAACUUCAAGUCAAAGAUCAAAGUUUACGAAAUACACUUGAAUCAAAACAAGAACAUCUUGGUAAACUUCGAGUUAUAGAAGAUGAAAUAUUAUCGAAAAAUGAUGUUUUUAAUAAUGCGUUAGUUCAAAGUCAAUCAAUUGAAGGUGAUUCUGAACUUCAAACAAAAGUUUCACAUUUAAUGACACGUUAUCAAUCAUUGAAAAAUAACUCGAAAGAAGCUAUUGGACGUUAUGAAUUAUUUGUAAAAGAACAUAAAGCAUUUAAUGAUUCAUACGCUACGUUUAUAGAAUGGCUUUCGACACAAGAAAAGAAUUUAUCAGAAUUGAGUCAAAUUGUUGGAGAUUUAACGGUGUUACAAGAUCGACAAAAAUCAAUUCGAGAUUUAAUUGAACUUCGUAAUAAAGAAAGUGCGAAAUUUGAUGCAUUAAUUGAUCAAGGUGAAAAAUUAUAUGUUCAUACAUCACCUGAUGGUCGAGAAAUAAUACGACAACAAUUAAAGAAUUUACGUACAAUUUGGGAAAGUUUCUCUGAUGAUUUACAAAAUGGUAGCAAUAAAUUAGAUCAUUGUUUAACACAAUUUGCUGAAUUCACAACAUCUCAAGAACAAUUGACUAAAUGGUUAAAAGAUGUUGAGAAAGCAAUGCAACAACAUACUGAAUUAAAAGCAUCUUUGCAAGAAAAACGGGCACAAUUACAAAAUCAUAAAUUGAUGCAUCAAGAAAUUAUGUCACAUCAACAGUUAGUUGAGUCUGUAUGUGAUAAAGCUCAACAACUUGUUGAUCAAACACAAGAUAAAUCAUUGAAUGUGUAUCUACAAUCGAUUAAACAUUUAUUCAAAAGUAUUGUACAAAAAUCAAAAGAUUUAUUGGAUAAUUUGAAUGAGUGUGUUGAAAAUCAUGAGAAAUUCAAUAAUCAAACAAAACAAUUCCGUGAUUGGAUUAAUACGGAAUCAGAGAAAUUAGUUGAAUGUGAUGAUAUUACUGGUGAAAAAACUGAUAUCAAUAAACGAUUGUUAAGUAUUGCAUCAAUGAAAGAGAAUCAAAAUGAAGGUUGUAAGAUUUUAAAUAAAAUUGAAGAGACAUUUGAUACGGUUGCCAAGAGUACAUCAACUACUGGAAAUGAAAUGUUACAACAUGAAAUUGAUGACUUAAAAUCAAGCUUAAAAGAACAUCUUCAUGAAAUAGAAAAUGUUGAGGCGAAACAACGUAAUGCUCUACAGCAAUGGCAAGAAUUUGAAAAAGAAUUAGAUAAUAAAACAAAAUGGUUCCGACAAGCUGAAGCUAAAUUCCGUGAUCAACAAUUACAAGCAACACUUACUGAAAAAGAAAAUCAAUUAAAGAAUUUAAAAUCACAACGUGAUGUUAUCAUUGAUAUGGAAAAAGAUGUUGAUCAAUUUAUUGAUCGAAGUAACGCAUUGUUGCACAUUAGCGGGGCUGAGCGUAUAAAACCAUUAAUCUCUCAAAUAAGUAAUCGGUAUCAAUUAUUACAUGUACUUAGCAAGGAAGUAAUUAAUAGAUGGCAAAGUAUCGUCGACUAUCACCGUGCGUACAAAGAUAAAUAUGAAGAUGCAAAUAAAUGGCUAACUCCUCUAGAAGAACAUUUAGCAGCUUUAAAACAAGAAUCACAAUCUGAAAGUCUAGACGCAAAAGGCAAUAGAUUACGUGUUUUGUUUGCUGAAGGAGAACAAGGCGAACAAAAAAUUAGUAGCCUUAUUUCAUCUGGAGAACGUCUUUAUCCAGAAACAGCAGCAGCAGGUCGUGAAGUUAUACGAAAUGAAUUAAGAGAAAUACGAGAACGAUGGGAGAAACUUGAAGAAGGUAUCAAAGAACAACAAAAAUUACAAGAUGCCCAAUCGUUGCAAUGGAGUAGCUAUCAAGAAACUUUACAGCAAACAAUUGCUUGGUUAGAUUCGAUGGAAAAAUCAUUGCAAUAUGACCCUAAUUCAUGGACAUCGAAUCAAGAAGUUAAAGCGAAAUUAUUUAAAUUAAAAGCACUUUUACAGGAAGUAUUAUCAUAUAAGAGAGUGAUUGAAACAGUUACUGAAAAAGCUCAAGUGUUAAUGCAACUUACACAAAAUAAAUCACAAACUGAAGAUGUUCAAAAAACAGUGAAAAAUAUCAAUCAACGCUACAACGAUUUAGUUCAAAAUGCUAACAAAACAAUACAACAAUUAGAAAGCACAGUUGAUGUAUUCCAACAAUUCAUUGAUUUACAGAAAGCACAUCAAGAUUAUCAAAAAUUAUUAUGGGAUCAAUUGGCUAAUUAUACCGAUUACAGUGGAAAUAAGACCGUAUUAGAAAAUCGAUUGACAAAAGUCAACGAAAUUUUGGAUAAUCUACCUGAAGGAAAUGUUAAAUUACAAUUUUUAACCGAACAUGUUAACAAAAAUAAGGAUAAAGUACCACCACGUGCUAAAGAUGUUAUGGAAAAAGAUUUGAAUAAUCUUAAAUUUGAUUUUGAAAAGUUUUCAAAUUCUGUACGAGAUUUGAAGCAUAAUUUAGAAGAAAGAUUACAACAAUGGAUCGACUAUGAGAGUUCCCUUAAUCGUCUUCUAUCAUGGCUUACAGAUGCUGAAAGUAUUUUAAAGAAUUACAUCUUAAAAUCAACUUUAGAAGAAAAACAAGAUCAAUUGGAAAAGUAUCAAUCACUUAUUUUAAGCUUACGUCAAAAUGAAAACGAAUUCGAUAAAAUAUCAGAUGAAUCAUCUGAAUUAGUACAAAAUAGUGGAGAUACACGAAUAUCAGUAAAUAUUCAACAAAUUAGUUCACGAUUUCAAUCAAUUCAAAAUACAGCCAAAGAAAUUGUCAAGAAAUGUGAACAAGCUGUUGCCGAUCAUGUUGCAUAUAAUGACAAAUACCGUCAAUGUUCUGAAUGGAUCCAAACGGCACAACAACGAUACGAGAAGUCUGCAGAUAGUACAAAAGUUGGUGCCCGACAAGAACUUAUCAAACGUUUAGAGAAUUUACGUGAAUUAAUUGAGCAACAAGCAAGUGCAACAUCUUUAUUAAAUAAUACAAUUGAAUUAGGGGAAAAAUUAUAUCCAAGUACAUCAUUGGAAGGACGCGAAAUAACUCGACAACAACUUCAAGAAUUACAACAAUCGCUUGAGAGCUUGUAUGAUAGUAUCUCAAGUACUGAACGCGAACUUCAAGCAAAACUUUCAAGAUGGUCUGGAUUCGAAGAAUGUUGCGAAAGUAUUCGUCGUUGGUUAAAGGAAGCUGAUUCACAGUUACCGCAAGAGCCCGAAUUGAAAACAACACUGGAUGAAAAGCGAGCUCAGCUUCAAAUCUAUCGCGCUUUGUUGCACGAUGCUCUUGCACAUCAACAAGAUAUAAUUGACUUAAAAGACAGAGCUGAAAAUCUACCAGAACGUAACGAAAAAAUUGAAAAAGAAUUAGCGUCACUUACUGCCCAACAUGAUGCUAUAUUAAAACGUGCACAAAACUUUGUUGAACGUUAUGAAGCAAUUGUUAGUGAUCAUCAACAAUAUAGCAAAGCUGUAUUGGAUGCUCAUGAAUGGUUGGAUGCAACACAUCAUACAGUGAAUUUAUGGGGUGACGCUGAUGUGGAAAGAAUUUCUCUUCUUACAAAAUUAGAACGUUUAAAGAAUCUGCAAGCCACAUUACCCGAGGAAGAGCCACGUAUUUCACAAAUACGUGAUUUAGGAUUGAAAGUCAUACCUGGUACAGUUGAAUCUGGCCAAGUAAACAUUCGAUCCCAAAUAGAUUCAUCACAACAAGAAUGGGAAGGAUUAUUAUCCAGUGUACAAUCCACAAUUGAAUCGUUAGAAAAUAAAUUACAAGCAUGGAAUGAAUACGAAUCAUUGAGAGAUCAAUGUUUGGCUUGGAUUAGAGAUACUGAUACGAAAUUACAUGCUGUUGAUUUAAAAUCAACAUGUAAAGAGAAAGAAGAAAUGUUAGAUACAUUAAAAACUUUACAAGGUGAAGUCAGAGCCAAAGAAUUGGAAAUUGAUACUGUAACAGAACGUGCCCAGCAAUUACAUAAAGGUGUAAUGACAUCAAGAAGUUCCCAAAUAUCAGAAUUGGGUUUGAAAUACCAACAAGUUGCCCAUAAAGUGAAAGAUCUAACAACACGUUGGAAUCAAUAUGUGUCAAAUCAUCAAGAAUUUGAUUCAAGUAUUACAGAAUGCUUACAAUGGCUCGCUGAUAUUAAAAAUAAAUUAACAUAUUGUAGUGAUUUAAGUGCCACUUCACAAAAAGAUCUUGAAGGUAAACUUGAAACGAUUCAAGAUUUAUUAUUAUAUAAAGACGAAGGUUUUGCACGUGUACAAAGUCUUGUAGAACUUGCCCAAAAUGUAUUAGCGAACACUGCACCAUCUGGUCAUGAAGCAAUCAAUAAAUCACUUGAACAAUUACAAUCUGAAUGGUCAUCACUUGCAUCGAAAAUGAUUGAAACAAAAUCAAUAUUAGAUGAUUCAAUAAAUCGUUGGUCUGGAUUCUUAGAACAAAUUCAAGGAUUGAAUAAAACAAUUGAAUGGAUGGAAACGACUUAUGAUGAAUUAUCACAAUUCCAAACAACAAUGACUGAAAAACGUAACCAAUUGGAACGUAUUAAAACAGUUGAAGAAAAAGUACGUUGCGAAAAAAUUGAGGUCGAUAAUUUAAAAUCAAAAGCAUCUGAAAUGAUAGCAAGUGGUCAACAAAGUCAAGCUGCAUCACAAGCUCAACAAAUUUUAAAUAAAUUUGAUACAAUGGCUGAAAAAAUUAAAAGUCUUUUAGCGGAUCGUGAAGAUCAAUAUCGUGAUCAUCGAUUAUACAAAGAAGCUCAUGAUGAGUUAUUACAAUGGUUAUCGCGUGCUAGAGAAAAAUUACCAUCACUUAAACAACGUAGUUUAAGUGAUAAAUUAGCGAUUGAAAAUUCUGUUGCACCUUUGGAUGCCCUCUUAAAUAAACAAGCUCAAGGGGAGUUAUUAGUUGAACAUUUACAACAUACAGGAGAAGUAGCUGCUGCUAGUACAAACCACGCUGGACAAGAGACAAUACGUAAUGAAAUUCGUGCUCUCCGUGAAAGUUUCGAAGGAUUAUUUAGAGAAAUUAAACAACAAAAAGAAUUACUUGAAGAAACUGUUAUUCACUGGCGUGAUUAUAAAGAAGAAUAUGAACGUCUUUCUGAUUGGUUACAACAAAUUGAUAUUAUUGUUAAAAAUAAUAAACUUGCGUUAGUUGCAACUUUGGAAGAAAAGAAAAAACAGGUCGACGAGAUGAAAGGUAUAUUGCAGAAACUCGAAACGGGUAAAGCUCAAAUUGAUAAAUUUAACGCGAGUGCAUCAAAAUUAUUAACAUCACAUUUGGAUACGUAUGUUAAUAAUCAAUUACGUCAUUUAAAUUCUCGCUAUCAAGUACAAGUGAAUCUUGCUAAAGAUGUUUUAAAUAAAGUUGAAACAAAUUACGAUCAACAUAAACAAUAUCAAGAGAACUUGGAAAAAGCACGAGCAUGGAUUGAGAAUGCUAAAGAAAUCAUACGUACAUGUUCUGAAUCAACAUCGACAAGUUCCAAAGAUGAAUUACAAAAACGUUUGGAAACCAUACAAAAUUUAUUACAAAAACGUGAAGAAGGACAAAAUUUAAUUCAUACAACCGUAAACUUAGGUGAAAAAGUUUUACGUAAUACAAGAUCAGAUGGUCGUGAUAAAAUCAAUACGGAAUUGAAAGAAAUUCAAAAUGAUUGGGAUCGUCUUGUACGAAAAAUAUCAACUGCUAAAGUUCAUCUUGAAACAAGUUUGUUACAAUGGGCUGACUAUAGUAGUUCUUAUGAUCAAUUACAACAAUGGAUUACCGAUCGUGAAGCGAAACUUCAACAAGUAUGUGAACAAAAAGUUGUGAAAGCUAAAAAAGGACAAACUGGACUUAGUUCACUUGCUAUUGGAGAACGUAAAGCUACUUUAAGACAAACAAAUAGUAUUGUUCAAGAUAUUGUUUCAUUUGAACCGAUGAUACAAUCUGUAACAUCAAAAGCAGAAGGUUUAAUGCAAGGAGCACCUGCGACAGAGAUUUCAAAUAAAUACGAAACUUUAAGUAAACAAGCUAAAGAAUUGUUUGCGAAACAAAAGGAAACUGUUGAACAACAUCAAGCGUUCAUUGAUGCCGGUAAUGAAUUUGUUCAAUGGAUUCGUGCAGCUAAAGAGAAAUUGAGUAAAUGUUCGGAACCAACUGGUGAUAAAGAAUCAUUGAAUAGUAAAAUAUCUCAAUUAAGAAUAUUACAAAAUGAAUUACCUGAUGGUCAGAAGAAAUUGGAACAAGCAUUAGAACAAGGUGAUUCUGCAUGUCAAAAUGCAGAUGAUGAAGAUAGAGAUAUUAUUGAAGAAGAAGUGGCUUUACUUCAAGAAGAAUAUGAUAAUUAUGUGGAAUCACUAAAUCACACAAAGACAUUGCUGGAAGUUGGAAUUGUAAAAUGGACAGAAUAUGAAGAUCAAUAUCAAGAGGCUACCGAUUGGCUUGUACAAACAGAAGAGUUAGUACAAUCAUAUAACAAAUUACAAAAUACUUUGGAAGAGAAACGUACUGUUUUGGAACAAUUCCAAAUUCAAUUACAAACUUUGUUUGAUUGGCAAAAAGAACUUGAUCGAUUAAACAUGAAAGCACAAGUAUUACUCGAAACAUGUGCUGAUACAAGAAUUAGUAAUGCCGUAACACAAAUGACUACAAAAUACAAUGCCCUGUUAUCAAUGGCGAAAGAAAUAAUGAGACGUCUGGAAUUACAUUACCAAGAGCAUCAACAACAUUAUACACUUUAUCAAGAAUGUCAAGAUUGGUUGGAUCGUACUCGUGAUAAACUCAAUGAAUGCCAAGAAAUUCCAAAUACAUUAACUGAAGUGAAUAAUAAACUUCAAACCGUGAUUGGAAUACGACACUCUUUGGAGCAAGGACAAAAUAAACUUCGUUAUGCUUUGGAAUUAAAAGAAAAAGUAAUCAUGAAUACAGAAUCAGUUGGAGCGGCUAAAAUUCAAGAAGAUACUGAAAAUCUAAAACAAGAUCUUGAAAAACUUCUAAAUGAUGUACAAGAAAUACGAACAAAAUUAACAAAUCGUGCAAAUCAAUUAGAAGAAAUUCAUAAAAUACAUAAACAAUUAACUGACUGGUUGAACGAAUUAGAACAUCAAAUUCAACCAGAUGAACAAUUCUUGAACGAUUUAAGUGAAAAACGUGCUACAUUAGAGAAAUUCCGUGCUAUACAACGUGAAUUUAGUACACAAACAGAACUUGUUGAUAAAUUGAAACAUAAACUUGACGAGGAUGAAAGUGUUCCUCGAAAUGAAUUCGAAGCCAGUUUGAAAAAGUAUGAAGAUUUAAAAACAUUGCUGGCAACUAAUAUACAAAAUUUAACAACUCAAGUAAACGAACAUGAACAAUAUAAACAAGCGUACAGUGAUGCUUUAGAUUGGGUACGUAAAACACGAAUUGAAAUCCAACAAUGUUCUGAUACACAUGGUGAAAAACAAGUAACCCUCGAAAAGGAACAAAAAGUUGCGAAUAUUAUUGAAAAUAUGACUCAAGGUGAUUCACUUGUCACACGAACAAUUGAAUUAAGUAUCGUUGUAAUGAAAACAACUGGCAGUGAAGGUAAAGAUGUAAUUCGUCAAGAAAUUGAACAAUUGAAACAAGAUUGGGAAGGAUUACAGGUUAUUUCAAAGGAAACACACAAAUCAUUAACAAAAUGUAUUACUUCAUGGAAUGAAUACAACGAAAUUUAUAAUAAAAUGAAACAAUGGUUAGAUACCUAUCAAAAGAAAAUUGAACAUGAAAGUUCAAUUGAAAAGAAAACACCAGAAAAUUUAGAAACUUGCAAACAAAUAUUACAAGAUGUUAUUGCACAAAAACCAUCAAUGGAAGAGGUUACCGAUCGUUGUGAAGCUUUAAUGGAAUAUAGUGCAUGUUCAUGGGUACGAGAUCAAACUGUAACUUUACAAGGGAUUUAUACCACUUUAUUAACAACUAUUCAAGGUUUGGUGUCUUUAGUUGAAAAGAAUUUAUCUGAUCAUACAGAAUUCUUAAAGGCAAAGAAAGAACUUGAACAAUGGUUGUACACAGCACAUGGUUCCGUACAAGAUUGUAUUGGAGUUGGUGAUGAAGAUAGCACUAAAGAUAAAUUAGAAACAAUUCGUUUAGUAUCAACACGCAUGACUGAGGGACAACAUUUAUUAUCUUUAUUAAACGAUGCUUUUACAAAAGCUAUUAACACAACACCAGCAGAAAAACAAGAUAGUUUACGAGAAGAUAUGACUACGUUAAGAAAUAGUUGGGAUCAACUCUCAAUUGAUAUUCAAUCAGUGUUAGCACAAUUGAAAUCAACGUUAACACGAUGGGAGGAUUAUAACGAUUUGAAAACGCGCAUCGAUAAAUGGAUAACAAAUGUUGAAGAUACACUCAAACAAUCACAUGAUAGUAAAGGAGAACUUGGUGAGAUGAAAACUUUACAAGAACGUUAUAAACAUUUACAAGAUGAAGUUGUUAGUAAACAAGUUGAUUUAGAUCAUCUUUUAUCUGAAGCAGCUGAACUUGCUAAUUGGGCAAAACGUCCAGCUGUAUUAGAUGAUGUUAAACAAUUACAAGCACGUUUUGAUAAAGUAUCAGCUCGUUGUAAAGCACGUAAAGAACAACUUGAUUUAGAAAUGCAAGAGUACACGUUGUACCAUCAAUCAUUACAAGAUACUGAAAAAUGGUUGUUACAAAUUUCGUUCCAACUGAUGGCACAUAAUUCAUUGUAUAUAACGAAUCGGGAACAAACUCAAGAACAAAUUAAUCAACAUGAAGCAUUAUUAGAUGAUAUCCAAAAGUAUCAAACAACUUUAGAUGAUGUGAAAGCCAAAGGACAUAGUCAAAUACAACGAUAUGUUAAAACUACACCUAGCAUUCAAUCAACAAUUGAAACACAACUUGGAAAUGUUCAAGAUAGUUAUAAUUCAUUGUUACAUACUGCGAUUCAAAUUAAAAAUCGUCUUUAUGAAUCGUUGGCUAAAUUCAAAGAGUAUGAAGAUACUUUAGAAAGUAUUAUGAAUAAUUUAGAUUCAUAUGAACCAUUGUGUGUGGAAUUAGAUGUUCCCGUUUCUUCGAUUGAAGAAGCUAAUCAACAAUUAGAAAUUGCUAGGACUUUACAUAAUAAAUUACAAAAUGAAAAGUCACGUUUAGCGGUAGCAGUUCAAGCAUGCGAGGCUGCUACAGCUUGCAUUAGUCGUCCAAGUAGUCCACAAGAUCCAACUCCAGCUCCAAUUCCUGAAAGAGAAUUGAUGGUUCGAGCACGCCUAGAAGAUUUAAUUGAUCAGCCAAAUAGUAAGUUUGCUGAUAGUGAGAAUGGUAAUCAAACCGAACUAUUACUAGAACGUUUGAAAACUCAAGGAUUCUUAAAAAAAUUGAGCAUUAUAACAGAAAAAGUUCAAACACGCUUGAGUGCAAUUACAUCAACUGUUCAAGAAUUUGAAGAACAAGAGAAACAACGUAAAAUUUUACAAGAUUGGAUACAUACACAGAAAACUGCUGUAACAGAAUGGCGUUCAAAACCAUCUAAGCUACGACCAGAUGCAGCUAAACAAGAAAUAAAUACUUUCAAUGAUUUAAUGAGUGCCAUUACCGAAAACAAAAAUCGUUUAACAAUUGAAAAUGCUGCAACUGGUGAAAGUGAUACAGAUUUAGAAGAUGAUCUGAAACAACUUGAAGACUUCCUAAUUGAUACAAUUGCAAUUAAACAAACUGGCCAGAAUACAAUUGAAAGAUAUCGUACACUUAUUCAAGACACACAUGAAUGGUUUGAUAAUUUGGCAAAACGAAUGGAAGUUUUAGAUAAAGGUUCUGGUUUAAGUUGUGCACAAAAACAAGCACAAUUAAAUGAAAUUAAAAACGAAUUCGAGGAUAAAGGACCUAAGACAUUGGAACAAGUGAAGACUCUUGGAAAUGAAGUAAUAAAUAUUGUCAGUAAUUUAGAUUCACAACAAGUUGAAGAGCAAAUUAAAUCAAUUGAACGUCGCAAUAAUGAUAUUGCAAAACGAAUUCAACGAAAAUCACAAGUACUUGAAAUGACACGUAAAGGUAUUGAAGGAACUCGAAAUGAUAUCGAACAAGCCCGUGAAUGGGUAAGUGAUCGAACAGAAGAAUUAAAAGCACCAUCAACACUUAGCUACGAAAGUAGUGCAGCUGAUGAAAAAUUAAAGAAAUUAAAAGCAUUACUUAAAGAAAGUGAAUCUAAACAUGUUUUACAAGAAACUUUAGAAAAACGUGUUUCAAACAUGAUUAAUGAACUUGAAUCUUCUGAACAAUCAAAUUUGGAAGUGGCUUUACGUAGCUUAGUCAUUGAACAACGUGAAUUGAAUAAUUUAAUUAAAUCUGAAAUAGAAAAAGCCAAUACUGAUGGAAAUACUCGUAAGAAAUUCGAAAUUGAUUUAGAAAAGGCACAGAAUUGGUUAAAAUCAAAACAUAAUGAACUUCAAAAAUUAUCUGGAUAUUUACCACUUAAAGCGAUCACCGUUGAAAAAGAAAUCCAACAGCAUAAAAAUAUUGAAAAUGAAACUAAAGAAUUUAAUAAUGGGGCUUUGAAUGAUUUAACUAAACAAGGUAACGCUCUUUUGAAAGAUUGUAAUGAAACUGACGGUGCUCGAUUACAAUCUUUGUUGAAUUCUGUUAAUGCGGAAUAUGAGAGAUUGAAAACUGAAAUUGAAGAUAAAAUACAAUCAUUAAAUGGUAUUCUUCAAGGCAGAAAACAAUUUGAAUCGAAAAUUAAUAAUGUUCAACAAUGGUUAAAAGAAGCAGAAGUCGCUACCUCGUCAGAUAUUCGAACCACAACUGUUGAAUUAUUAGAGGAACAAUUAGCGAAAUACGAUAAAUUGAAACAAGAAGCAGAAAGUAUUUCGGACGAAAUUGAUCAAAUUAAUGAACAAGGUAAAGCUAUAUUACCAACAAUUAGUGAUGCAGAUAAAUUAUUAUUAUCGGAACAAAUCAGCGAUUUACGUGAUAAACAUACAAGAAUUGCAAAUAUUAUUCGUGAUCGAGCUGCAGAUUUACGCGAUAAAAUUGAUCAAUAUCGUGAAGCUGCUAAAAAGAUUGCGGAAAGUGUACAAUUUAUGGCACAAAUCCAAAAUGAAAUAAAAGAUUUAAAUAAACCGGUUGGGAGUAAAGUUGAAGAUGUUCAAGGAAUGCUUGCAGCUUAUGAGAAAAUACUUGGUGAAUUAAAAGCGAAUAAAGCGAAAUUAGGUGAUUUAUCUUUGGACAAUAUGGGUGAAUUGCAAGGUAUUGUUGAACAACAAGACGAUUUAAUUCGUAUUAUUGAAGAUCAAAUAUCAAAAUUACGACAGUUAUUAUUACUUCGUGAACAAUUCCUUGCACUUAUUACCGAAAUUAUGACAUUUAUUACGAAAUAUACGGAAAUUGUACGAGAUAUUGAAAAAUCAGGACAUACAAUUGAAGAAAAAAUUAAACGUUACGAUGAUGUUAUUGUUAAAAUUCAAGAAUGUGAGGCAAUGUUAUCAUCUGCUACAGAUAAAGGUCAACAAAUAGCUGCGGAAGGAACAGCUGCCGAUAGAAAUAAUGUGACUGAACAAUUGCAAUCGUUGAAACAAUCGUUACAAUCGUUAAGACGAGCUGUUGAAAAACAAAGACAACAACAUGAAUUGACUGUUGCUGAGCAUCGUAAACUUGCUGCUGAAUUAGAAGAAAUUCUAGAAUGGUUGCAUGCUAACGAAGCCUCAGUUAAAUCGCGUCCAUUACUUAAUCGUGAUAUUGACAGUGUGAAUAAUGAAUUAAAGAAUCAUCACACUUUAUGCACGAAUGUAAACAAAUAUCUUGAUAGAAUCAAGAAAUUACUAGAAUCAAAUCGGCAUGAAGAUGGAAUGCCUGGAUCAUUACUUGAACAAUUAUCCGAAGCAUCUUCAUUGUUACAAACAUUACCACGUGAAAUGGAAGAGCGUGAAAAAUAUUUAGAAAACAAUAAACAGUUGAGAGUUGACUAUUUUGUACUUGUUGAGAAAUUAAAAUCAUGGGUACGUGAGGCUGAAAUCCGACUAGAAACUGGUAAAGAUGGUGUUGAUUUCUUAAAUAUUGUCAGCGAUCUUGAAGAGCAUAAAAUAUUCUUUAGCUCUGAAAAUGCAAUGAAAGAAUUAGUAUCACAAAAAUUACAACAAGCUGCUGAUACAAUUUGGCCGAGUUUAACAGCAAGUGAACAGGAAGAACUUGGUGCGGAACAUCAAGCACAUAAUCAAUUAUUGAAGAAUACAUUGAAUCUAGCGAAAUCAAGGCGUGCACAGUUGGAACAAGAUGCAGAAAUUUGGAAAGAUUAUUGUCAAAUUUUGGAUAAAGUGCGUCAUGCAAUUGCCUUAUCACAAUUUACAGAUGAACCUGUUACUACACUUGCUGGGCUACAUUUCAAUAUUCAAAAAAUUUCACAUGCUUUAAAUGAUAUUCAAAAUCAACAAUUAGAUGUUGAUCUAUUAAAUGAACGUGCCAGUGAAAUUAUGAAACAAGCUGAUAGUUCAAAUCGUGAACGAAUUCAACGUGAAACCGCUGAUGUUACAAGUGAAUGGACUACAUUAAUUUCAAGUUUAGAAGCUCGUCGUGAUGUGUUAUCUAGUUUAGCGUCACGUUGGGAAGAAUUUGAAGCUUUGUGGCAAGCAUUUGAAAGUGCGUUAAUAUCGUGCGAAGAGAAAUCAAAGCAUGUGGAUACGGUUGUUCGAUCGCAACCACAUAUUAUUGAAGCACAUAAUACAUUAAAGACUUUACUCGCCGAAACUGAAUCAUUAAAACCACAAUAUGACGAAGUUGUGGCAUUGUCGGGAACAAUUUUGGUAUUUUUACGAGAAUGUUCUGAAUCAUCAGCCACAACUUUAUCAGCGAAGUUGCAACAAUUACAAGAUCAAUAUACACGGCUUUUAGAUACGCUAAAAGAAAAAAUAAAUACUACAAAUUCAGAGGUGGACUAUAUUGAUUCUACAUUGAAGAAUAUAGACAACUUUGAACAACAAUUAACAAAUCUAAAUAAAGAGAUUGUUGAAUUUUAUGUAUUCAGUGAAUACUUAGACAACACUGAAAAAGAAUUAACAAAUAUACAAGAAAAAGUGAAUACAUUCGUUGAUCGUGUUAAAACAUUAAUUGGACAAAUACGUGAACGUUACAUAUCACAACAACAGUUAAUACCAUCUGACGUUAAUCAAAAGUUAACUGCAUUAGAAUUACUAGCUGAAACAAUUGCUACAACAAUGGAAGAAAAAGCACGUGAAUUUAAACGUGCACGAACCGUACGCACCGAGUACUUACAAGACGUAGAAAACGUACAAAAAUGGAUGCAAAGUGCUGAAUUAAAAAUACAAGAUCGUUCAAUUGAACCUCAUCAAUUAAAAGAUCAUUUGAAACAAAUUCAAUCUGAAUUUAGCACUGUCUCUGAUCAAUUAGAGAAAUUAAUUAAAAAUGGUAAAGUAAUUAUAGAAAAAUCACGUGACGAAGAGGAAAAAGUUUUAAUACAAUCAACAAUUAAUAACUUAAAUGAACAAUUACAACAAGUUAAACAAUGGCUUGAUGAUAAAAAACAACAAGUGAACGAUGCAUUAGAUUCAUGGCAGCGUUUUAUUACGUUAUAUAAUAAUGUUAUGGUUUGGGUUAAAGAAAAACGUACAUUCUUAGUGGAACCAUUACAAUUGAGUACAUUAUCUGAAACUAAAAAGAAACUACAAGAAUAUUCGGCAGCUGUGAAAACAACUAAAAAUAUCUCGAAGAAUUUAAGUGAUAUGGGUAAAGAAUUGGAAAGUAUUGGUAAAAUUACAGCUGUUGGUGAUUUACCAAGUAAACUUGAAGAAGCAGAAGAAGCUAAAACUGAAGUUGAAGCACAAUUAUUGGAGAGGAACGCCUUAUUACAAGAAACAUCUGAAGAAUGGGAACAAUGUGAACGUAAAAUGAAAGAGGUGAAAACAUGGAUUGAAAAAUCAAAUGCCACAUUGGAAUCACCUCAAAAUAAGAAAAAACCAUUACGUGACCAAUUGGCAAUACGUGAAAAAAUGCGUGCCGAUGCAUCAAUUCAACAACGUAAAAUAUCAAUAUCAGUUGAAAAGUUACAAGUUCACUUUAAAUCUGGUAUUGGUGGAGAUACUAAAAUCACUGAUGAAGCAAACGCUCUUAUUAAUGAGUUAGAAGGUGUACAUACUGAAAUUAAUAAGGAAAUUAAAAAUUUGGAAGAGUGUUUGGAACAAUUGGAGCAAUACCAACAUGAAAUUCAACAACUUCAACAACAAGUUGUUCAAGUGGAACAACAAUUACGAACAACAAUGGCUCCAACAUAUGCACCUCAUGAUCCUGAGAAAGCUCAACAAGACCAACAGACAUGUAGAGAACGACUAAGGACAUUACAAACAAAAAUUGCUGCUCGUAAUGAGCGCAUGAAAUUAGUAGUGCAACGAGGAACACCAGACUCGGAGCCAUUUGAGACGUAACAAAACAUUUAAUCAAAAAUUAUCAACCCUAACUUGACAAUGAAAAUUAAAUUUUCAACUUAAGAUAAAGUCAUAACAUCCGACUUUUACUUGACAUUAAACGAAUACAUGACAUUUGACUGAAUUGUGGAAAAACCUAUAUGAAUCUCAUAUCGCAGCCACCAUCUAUUUUUAAUUAACUUAUUGAAAUUAUGAUCUUAAAAAUAUUAAAGUUAAUUUUUUAUUAUAAAUAAUAUAUCGUGCGUAUCAAAUAAAAUUCUAUAAUUCUUAUAAAAACGCGAU
Molecule: messenger RNA, 23991 nt
Organism: Chrysoperla carnea
Lineage: Eukaryota; Metazoa; Arthropoda; Insecta; Neuroptera; Chrysopidae
Gene: Msp300
Product: nesprin-1
Exons: 23
Coding region: 22-23709 (7895 amino acids)
Biological process (GO): nuclear migration
Cellular component (GO): meiotic nuclear membrane microtubule tethering complex; cytoplasm; nuclear outer membrane
Molecular function (GO): actin filament binding
Source: RefSeq, a predicted model, not a curated record